UCCUGUAGCCAGCUUGCCACAACUUCCUAAGAUCUCCCAGGUGGCGGCUGCCUCUUCCAGACAGGAGCUGGGUGUGGAACUCCAGGCCUGGGCGUGCUGAACAAGCUCUCUGCCACAGAGCUACAGUCCCAGUCCCCACUUUAUCCAGGCUCACCCACCAUGACCAAGUUGACUGCUCAGGUCAAAGGCUCUCUCAACAUCACCACUCCAGGAAUACAGAUAUGGAGGAUCGAGGCUAUGCAGAUGGUACCUGUUUCUUCCAGCACCUUUGGAAGCUUCUUCGAUGGUGACUGCUAUGUAGUCCUGGCUAUCCACAAGACCAGCAGCACCCUGACCUACGACAUCCACUACUGGAUCGGCCAGAACUCAUCCCAGGAUGAGCAGGGGGCAGCUGCCAUCUACACGACACAGAUGGAUGACUACCUCAAGGGCCGGGCUGUCCAGCACCGCGAGGUCCAAGGCAACGAGAGCGAGACUUUCCGCAGCUACUUCAAGCAAGGCCUUGUGAUCCAGAAAGGGGGAGUGGCUUCUGGCAUGAAGCACGUGGAAACGAAUUCCAGCGAUGUCCGGCGGCUGUUGCACGUCAAGGGCAAGAGGAAUGUGCUGGCUGGAGAGGUGGAGAUGUCCUGGAAGAGCUUCAACAGAGGGGAUGUCUUCCUGCUGGACCUCGGGAAACUCAUCAUCCAGUGGAAUGGACCAGACAGCAACCGCAUGGAGAGACUUCGGGGCAUGACCUUGGCCAAAGAGAUCCGAGACCAGGAACGGGGUGGACGCACCUACGUGGGUGUGGUGGAAGGGGAGAAGGAAGGGGACUCCCCGGAGCUGAUGGCAAUUAUGAACCACGUGCUGGGCCAGCGCAAGGAACUGAAGGCAGCAAUUCCUGACACAGUGGUGGAGUCGGCGGCUAAGGCCGCACUCAAGCUGUACCAUGUGUCUGACUCGGAAGGAAAACUGGUGGUUAGGGAAGUUGCUACUCGGCCACUCACACAGGACCUGCUCAGCCAUGAGGAUUGUUAUAUCCUGGACCAGGGAGGUCUGAAGAUCUUUGUGUGGAAGGGGAAAAAAGCCAAUGAGCAGGAGAGGAGUGGGGCCAUGAACCAGGCCCUGAACUUCAUCAAAGCCAAGCAGUACCCACCGAGCACACAGGUUGAGGUGCAGAACGACGGGGCGGAGUCAGCCAUCUUCCAGCAGCUCUUCCAGAAGUGGACUGUGCCCAAUCAGACCACAGGCCUGGGCAAAACAUACACUGUGGGCUCCGUGGCCAAGGUGGAACAGGUAAAGUUUGAUGCUACGUCCAUGCAUGUACAGCCUCAAGUGGCUGCCCAGCAGAAGAUGGUGGACGACGGGAGUGGGGAGGUGCAGGUGUGGCGCAUCGAGAACUUAGAGCUGGUGCCUGUGGAUUCCAAGUGGCUGGGCCAUUUCUAUGGUGGCGACUGCUACCUGCUGCUCUACACCUACCUCAUAGGCGAGAAGGAACACUACCUGUUGUAUAUCUGGCAGGGCAGCCAGGCCAGCCAGGAUGAAAUUGCAGCCUCUGCGUAUCAAGCUGUCAUCCUGGACCAGAAGUACAACGACGAGCCAGUACAGAUCCGAGUCCCAAUGGGCAAGGAGCCACCUCACCUCAUGUCCAUCUUCAAGGGGCGCAUGGUGGUUUACCAGGGAGGCACUUCCCGAGAGAACAACACGGAGCCUGUGCCCUCCACAAGGCUGUUCCAGGUCCGGGGAACCAGUGCCAAUAACACCAAGGCUUUUGAGGUUACAGCCCGGGCCACCUCCCUCAACUCCAAUGAUGUCUUCAUACUCAAGACUCCAUCCUGCUGCUACCUGUGGUGUGGGAAGGGAUGUAGCGGUGAUGAGCGGGAGAUGGCCAAGAUGGUCGCUGAUACUAUCUCUCGGACGGAGAAACAAGUGGUUGUGGAGGGACAGGAGCCAGCCAACUUCUGGAUGGCCCUAGGCGGGAAGGCGCCCUACGCCAACACCAAGCGGCUGCAGGAGGAAACCCAAGUCAUCAACCCUCGACUCUUCGAAUGCUCCAACCAGACUGGGCGCUUUGUGGCCACAGAGAUCUUUGACUUCAAUCAGGAUGACCUGGAGGAGGACGAUGUGUUCCUGUUGGAUGUCUGGGACCAGGUCUUCUUCUGGAUAGGGAAACAUGCCAACGAGGAAGAGAAGAAGGCCGCAGCCACCACUGUACAGGAAUACCUCAAGACCCACCCAGGAAACCGAGACCCUGACACCCCCAUCAUUGUGGUGAAGCAAGGAAACGAGCCCCCCACCUUCACAGGCUGGUUCCUGGCUUGGGAUCCCUUCAAGUGGUCUAAUGCCAAAUCCUAUGACGACCUGAAGGCAGAGCUUGGAAACUCUGGGGACUGGAGCCAGAUUGCUGAUGAUGUCAUGAACCCGAAGAUGGAUGUGUUCACUGCCGGCACCACCCUCAGUUCUGGGCCCCUGCCCAUCUUCCCCCUGGAGCAGCUGGUGAACAAGCCCGUGGAGGAGCUCCCUGAGGGUGUGGACCCCAGCAGGAAAGAGGAGCACCUGUCCGUGGAAGAUUUCACUAAGGCCUUGGGGAUGACUCCAGCUGCCUUCUCUGCUCUACCUCGAUGGAAGCAACAAAACCUCAAGAAAGAGAAAGGACUAUUUUGAGAGUGACGGCUCUGGCUGUUCAGCAGUCCCUACCCUGCCUGUGAAGGCUAUGUUCUGCCAUUACGGGUUUUAAAUCCUAUGCCAGCUGAAAAUGUCCAACUGUAUCUGUGAGCCACAGUGUGAUAGUCCUUUGUUUAUAACAGUGAUCUCCUUGAGAAAGAUGCAACAUCCCCAUGGA
Molecule: messenger RNA, 2821 nt
Organism: Alexandromys fortis (reed vole)
Lineage: Eukaryota; Metazoa; Chordata; Mammalia; Rodentia; Cricetidae
Gene: Vil1
Product: villin 1
Exons: 21
Coding region: 160-2643 (827 amino acids)
Biological process (GO): actin polymerization or depolymerization; regulation of lamellipodium morphogenesis; barbed-end actin filament capping
Cellular component (GO): lamellipodium; cytoplasm; actin cytoskeleton
Molecular function (GO): actin filament binding; phosphatidylinositol-4,5-bisphosphate binding
Source: RefSeq, a predicted model, not a curated record